AGAAGCAUAGACACAAGCCUGCAUCUGAGCGCAUAACACCAGCUUCUGUCAUAACAACAAACAACACAGAAACGUAUACAUUUUUUUUUUUAUAAACACUUUUAAACCCGGAGGUUAAACAUCGUGGAGGAUUUUUUCGAAAAGUUGCAUGUGCACAGUCCUAGUAGGCUUCUCGACCUGGAAAGAAGGUAUGGGAUACCCGGGCAGAGCAGUGAGCGGAUGGAAAGGAUGGACGCUCCUGGUUUGGGUCGCCGCUGCCAGCUUGGUUCUUGCAGACGGACGGAGAGUGAGACCGCCCAGAUGCCCCGUUGGAUGUACCUGCACCAAAGACAAUGCCCUGUGUGAGAAUGUCCGAUCCGUGCCUCACACUUUCCCAUCCGACGUCGUUUCACUAUCGUUUGUCAAGUCUGGAUUUAAUGAAAUCGUUGGUGGAAGCUUUGUUCACACGCCGGCCCUGCAACUGCUAUUGUUCACAGCAAAUUCAUUUGACUUAAUUGAUGAGGAUGCGUUCCUGGGUUUACCACAUCUUGAAUAUCUAUUUAUUGAAAAUAACAAAAUCGCAUCGAUAUCUCCAUAUGCUUUUCGGGGCCUGAAAGCACUGAUACAUCUGAGUCUGGCUUACAACAACCUUGAGACAUUGCCCAAAGAUGUCUUCAAGGGAAUGGAUGCUUUGACCAAAGUGGAUCUACGUGGCAACAACCUGAUAUGCGACUGCAAGCUUAAGUGGUUGGUGGAAUGGAUGCAUUACACUAAUGCCACCCUGGACCAGAUCUACUGCAGCGGUCCACCCAUUUACCAGGGGAAGAAGAUCAAUGACUUGCUGCCACACUCUUUCGACUGCAUCACAGCAGAGUUUGCCUCCUAUCAGUCACUGAAGUUUGAGUCCAUUUCGGUGGGGGCCUUCACCUUUGGCGAGGAUCAGUAUGUUGUGUUUGCACAACCGUUUGCUGGGACGUGCAGCUUCCUGGAAUGGGAUCACGUUGAGAUGACCUUCAGGACUUACGACACCAUUGAAAGCACCUCCACUGUGGUCUGCAAGCCCAUGGUGAUCGACAACCACCUUUUCGUCAUCGUGGCCCAGCUGUUCGGGGGCUCGCACAUUUACAAACGCGACCCCUCUGCCCACAAGUUCAUCAAGAUCCAGGACAUAGACAUCCUGAAGAUUCGCAAACCUAACGACAUCGAGACAUUCAUGAUCGAUGGAGAGUCUUUCUUUGUCAUCGCUGACAGCUCCAAGGCCGGCUCCACAACAGUGUACAAAUGGAAUGGCAACGGCUUCUACUCCCACCAGUCACUCCACCCGUGGUUCCGAGACACGGACGUAGAAUAUUUGGAGAUCUCCAACAAACCCCACCUGAUCUUGUCCAGCAGCUCCCAGAGGCCCGUUGUCUACCAGUGGAACAGGAACCAGAAACAGUUUGACCGUAGGACCGACAUACCAGAGAUGGAGGACGUCUUCUCUGUCAAACACUUCCGGGUCAAAGGUGAGCUGUUUAUAUGCUUGACAAGAUUCAUCGGGGACUCCAAGGUGAUGCGCUGGGACGGUGCCAUGUUCAAAGAGGUCCAGACAUUUCCUUCCCGUGGCUCCAUGGUGUUCCAGCCUGUUUCCAUCGGCAACUGGCAGUAUGCCAUCUUGGGCAGCGAUUAUUCACUGACGCAGGUCUACCAAUGGGACACCGAGAGGGGCCAGUUUGUCCCAUCUCAGGAGCUGAAUAUCCAGGCGCCUCGAGCAUUUUCUAUGGUUUCCAUUGACGACCGGGUGUUCCUGCUCGCAUCCAGCUUCAAGGGAAAAACUCAGAUCUAUGAGCACCUUAUGAUCGACUUGAGUACUUAAACCCCUUGUUGUAUUUGGGACAAAUUGGGUUCACUGCCAUUUGAAUGCUUUCUUCUGUGAUUGUGUUGAACGUGUCUGUCCCAUUAGAAUUCACCAGCAAUUCCCAGCUAAGUUUAAACAAAAGCAACGUUUCAAGGGUCUGAACUGUAUUUCAAAUACAGUUCAGACCCUUUAAAUUGAGAUUAAGUGCUUGACAUUUGUUAUGAGUUUAUGUUAAGACCUGACACCAUUUCCAUUACAUUGGA
Etheostoma spectabile (orangethroat darter) is the source of this 2079-nucleotide messenger RNA. It is a transcript of the gene lgi1b, whose product is annotated as leucine-rich, glioma inactivated 1b. Bases 149 to 1834 code for a protein of 561 amino acids. The transcript has 10 exons. The record is from RefSeq and is a predicted model, not a curated record. NCBI's taxonomy places the organism in Eukaryota, Metazoa, Chordata, Actinopteri, Perciformes, Percidae. Gene Ontology annotation, molecular function: protein binding. Gene Ontology annotation, biological process: myelination.